Messenger RNA from Encephalitozoon hellem ATCC 50504, 1188 nucleotides. Its product is annotated as putative transcription initiation factor TFIIIB. The record is from RefSeq and is a predicted model, not a curated record. Bases 1 to 1188 code for a protein of 395 amino acids. Gene Ontology annotation, biological process: DNA-templated transcription initiation; transcription by RNA polymerase III; transcription preinitiation complex assembly. Gene Ontology annotation, cellular component: transcription preinitiation complex; nucleus; transcription factor TFIIIB complex. Lineage: Eukaryota; Fungi; Microsporidia; Unikaryonidae. Gene Ontology annotation, molecular function: TBP-class protein binding; RNA polymerase III type 3 promoter sequence-specific DNA binding; RNA polymerase III general transcription initiation factor activity. The transcript has a single exon.
AUGGGUGUAUGUUCUAACUGUUCUUCUAGCGACUUUGCAGAAGACACGGCACAGGGAGCUGUGUAUUGUACAACAUGUGGGAUGGUGCAGGAGGAGAAUGCAAUAGUCGCAUCGCUGAACUUUAAUACCGAGGGCCCCAAGGCCACUCUGAAUGGGCAGAUUGUCGGCAUUGAUUCCAGGAAUGUUGGAACUGGGUUUGUUGAUUCGAGCUACUACAUCAAGAACACCAUUAGCGGGAUAUGUGCAUCGCUUGGGCUUGGGAUUGACCAUGUCGAGUGCUCCUUCCGAUGGUAUAAGCUUCUCCUUCAGUACAAUCUUAGCAAGGGGAAGUCGAUUUUGUAUACUCUGAGUGCCUGCAUUUACAUUGUCUGCAGACAGGAAAAGACGCCCCAUAUGCUGAUGGAUUUUUCGAAUGCACUGCACAUUGAUGUGUUUAAGAUAGGGAAGAGUUUUCUGAAGAUAACAAGUAUGCUUGGGAUUGAGAUUCCCUUGAUUGAUCCGUCUCUGUAUAUGCCUCGCUUUGUUUCUCGGCUAAGAUUUGAGAGUAGUGAGGUGCUGGGGCUUUCGCUAAGGUUGAUAAGCAGGAUGAAGAGGGAUUGGAUUGUUGUUGGGAGAAGGCCAAACAACCUGUGUGGGGCAGCUCUUCUGAUUGCCUCGAGAAUAGUUGGGGAGGAGAGGAGUAUAUAUGAGAUAGCGAAGAUAGUCCAUGUUUCUGUGAGUACUAUAAACAAAAGGCUGAAGGAGAUAGGAGACACCGAGAGUGCGAAUCUUAGCAUUGAGGAGUUUAAUGCGACAUGGAUAGAAAAGGAGGAGGAUCCGCCAUCUGUCAAGGUGAAGAGGAUGGAGAUGGCGAAGAAGCAGGAAUGCGAGUCUGGGAGCAGCGAGAUGAUCCCGUAUUCCACCCCACAGAGCAGUGUUGACAGCGAAGCUCUUUCUGACUCUGAAGAGAUUGAGAGGAACAUUCUUUCGCCCGAAGAGAGCAAGAGAAGGGAAAUUGUCUGGGAGGAAAUGUAUGGAGAGUUUAUGAGGGAGCGAGAGAAGAGGGCAAAGAGCAGUGUCAAGAAGGGGAAAAGGAGAAGGAGGAACGAGGAGUUUGGGUCUAUUGUUGAAGCAUUUAGGAGCUUGGACAAGAAAAUUUCUGGAAAGUUGAACUACCAAGCAAUUGAGAGUAUUUUUGAUAAGCUUUAG